Symbiodinium natans is the source of this 1473-nucleotide messenger RNA. The record is from the annotation of a GenBank genome assembly. Lineage: Eukaryota; Dinophyceae; Suessiales; Symbiodiniaceae.
AUGCUGCAUGUUUGGCAGUUCUCCGGGCAAGCCUUAGCGGUGGUUCCGAUUGAGGAUGUGUCAGACGUGCGAACCUUGAAGCAACAUCUCCAGAGCCUCUGUGGGCUGCCGCGAUUCAGGCAGAGGCUUCUUUGCAACGGCACCUGCCUGGAUGACCACGUCAGCUUGCCAUCGCCGAUGCACCUUCAGCAUGUAGCUCUGCCCUUCUCCAGCGUGUCACAACUUGAAAUCGAGGAGCUAAAAGCUGCAGCUGAGAGUGGCGACCUGGACCAGGUCGAGGACAUGCUACAGAAAGGUCAGGAUCCUGACUUGAUUGCGCUUGAGGACCACACGCCGCCUCCGCAGCCCACACCGCACACGCCCCUUGCCCUCGCCUCGCGCGCGGGUCAUGAUGAGAUUGCCGAGCUGCUGCUGGAAGCAAGCGCUGAUCCAGAUAAGACGAGUGGAAUGGGGGGAGCAGAUUUGACUCACGGAGUAACCCCACUUGGAUUGGCCUGUGAAGCCGGCUGCCUGGAAGUUGCACGCCUGCUCUUGGAUUCCAGGGCCGAACUAGAGAAGAGUUCUGGAAAGUAUCAGCGAAGGCCGCUGGCAACAGCUUCUCAUGCGGGCCAUGUCCCGGUGGCACGUUUUCUGCUUCAAGCACGUGCCGACAUGGAGGGCACAUGUGGGUUGUCUCCCCCGCCUCUUGCUGCAGCAUUUGGCCGGCAAGGACGCAGAGCCUUUGGCCAUGUGCACAUGGUGCGGUUCUUGCUGGAGGCCCGCGCAGAUGCGAACAGGACAUUUGGACCCAACAGCGACACGCCGCUUGGAUUAGCCGUAGGGAUCUGCCACAUGGGCAUAGCCACCCUUCUGUUGCAGGGCCGGGCAGACAUGGAGCAGAAGUUUGGAUCCCAUGGCCACACACCCCUCGGCUUGGCUUCUCGUGCAGGGCACCAUGAGAUGGUCCGGCUUUUGCUGGAGGCCGGAGCCGACAUAAGCCACGAAUCCAGCCGUUCAAGAAGCCGGCCCCUUGCUCUGGCAUGCAGUCAAGGCAACGACUACGUUGCCAAGCUGCUUCUGGAGGCCCGGGCAGAGAUGAGUGACACGCUCUUGGGAGAAGCAUCAGAGAAGUGUCACACGCUUGUUGUGCCCCUGCUGCUCAGCUAUCGAGCGAACCCGAACCACCAGUUGGGGCGCGCCAGCGACUCACCGCUUGGUGCGGCAUGUCGCCAGGGCCACGGUCUUGACAUUGUGCACAUGCUCUUAGACGCCCGUGCUGACAAGGAUGCUCGAUUUCGCCCACAGGGUGACACUGCCCUUGGCGUUGCAGCACGCGAUGGCCGCCUCAGGGUUGUCCACAUUCUCCUCGAGGCCAGGGCGGACGUUACCAAGAGGUUUGGACUCAGCGAUGAGACGCCGCUGAGCGCGGCAAAGCAGGGAAGAACGAAAGACCACCAAGCGAUCGUCCGCUUGCUCACGGAGAUGCAACCAUGA